This is a messenger RNA of Musa acuminata AAA Group (dessert banana), 1091 nucleotides long. RefSeq names its product triacylglycerol lipase 2-like. The transcript has 5 exons. The record is from RefSeq and is a predicted model, not a curated record. Gene Ontology annotation, biological process: lipid metabolic process. Bases 371 to 913 code for a protein of 180 amino acids. NCBI's taxonomy places the organism in Eukaryota, Viridiplantae, Streptophyta, Magnoliopsida, Zingiberales, Musaceae.
GCCCAUAUUCUGCGACACCGCUCUCUUGGCCCAGUGGUGAGCUUCCUGCUGUGAUGCCUUAACAAGAUUAAUCUAAGAAUCCCAUGGUGGUGGCAACUUAGCAGCCAACUGCUCCAUCACCUCUUUGUCGUGAACCAGUCGGCACACGAUUCCAGUACUCCACGGAAUCCUUGAUGAAUGCUAAAUGCAAGUGUCUCCGAAGAGAAAACGUUAUCUUAUACAUCAGAAUCAGUAGAGCAAUGAGUAUAUAUGGCGCAGUGUUCCCAUGGCUUCCACUGGAUGCUCUACAAGAUCAAAUAAUUUAGCACAUUAGUUAGCGACGGCGAUUCAUCGUGCAAUCCCGAGUCGCAGCGGAGACUAAUUUGAACUCAUGGCUAUCGAUCUGCUUUCCAUGAGAGCAAGGCUUCUUUUUGUUUCUGUUUCAGCAACUGGUGAUCAGAAUGGCAGUCAUCAGUACGAGCACUUGAUUCGACAGGUUGUCGCUUCAGAUCCUCCUUCGCCUGCAAAUGGCGCCUGCAAAUCCAUCAUGGGGACUUACGUCUACAAGUGCGAAGAACAUGAAGUGACGACAAAAGAUGGUUACAUCCUUGGCGUGCAGAGGAUUCCCAUGGGGCGGUCACCGGCACGCAACGGAGGUAGUGGCACGCCGAUCUUGCUGCAGCACGGGCUAUUCAUGGAUGGUUUGGGAUGGCUACUGAGUUCGCCGGAUGAAUCACUGGGAUACAUUUUGGCCGACGAGGGAUACGAUGUUUGGAUCGCCAAUAGUCGUGGAACAAAGCACAGUCGAAGGAAUACUGGGACUGGUCAUGGGAUGAGCUUGCGGAAUACGAUCUUCCUGCCACUGUUGAGUACGUUUACGGGCAUACGGGAAAGCAGAAGCUUCACUAUGCGCGGCAUUCUCGGGGAACUCUGAUGGCUCUCGCAGCCUUCUGCCAUUCUGAGCUGCAAGAGAUGGUGAGAUCAGCUGUCUUGCUCUCCCCCACCGCUUACUUGAACCUGAUCGGACCCGCUUUUGUGAGGAUUGGAGUGGAACUUUUUUGUGCCAGAGGUAAAUAUAUGGGACUCUCAAAUCUUCAUUCAAGGAUGCAUUC